Messenger RNA from Rhea pennata, 4779 nucleotides. RefSeq names its product trans-golgi network protein 2 (gene TGOLN2). The transcript is spliced from 4 exons. Gene Ontology annotation, cellular component: trans-Golgi network transport vesicle; trans-Golgi network; endosome. Bases 47 to 1651 code for a protein of 534 amino acids. The record is from RefSeq and is a predicted model, not a curated record. Lineage: Eukaryota; Metazoa; Chordata; Aves; Rheiformes; Rheidae.
AGCGGGCCGGUAGACGGCGCCGCCGGGCGGUGCGUGGGGCGCCGCCAUGCUGCUGCGGCUCCUGCUGCUCGCCGCGCUCUGCGCUGUCGCCCACGUCCUAGAUGCAGGGUCGGCCCCGAAACAACCAGGAUCACCAUCAGUCUCCUCCAGCAACGCCGGAGCAUCCCCCGGCUCUGGAGCAGCAGCUGGGCAUGAUACCACAGAUAACAAUCUAAACAGGAGCCUUGAAGCUACCGAAGAAAGUAAAGAAAAGUCAGAGAGCCCUCAACCAUCUUCAUCUGGUGGUGCAGGGACCACUGGUGAAACAGAGCGGAAGGACUCAGAUCAGAAGGCAAAAGAUACAACUGACCAGAACAGCGCCAACGGCGGGAGCCAAGACACUGAUAACAACAACAAUAACAAGAACCAAGGUGGUGGUCAGGGCAGCACCACCCAGACUCAGGGAGGUGGCCAGGGCAGCAGCGACAAGAGCCACACCAACGGCCAGGCUGACGAGGACAACGAUGACGGUGACCAGAAUGACAACAGCAGGAGCCAGGGCAACACACAGAAUGACAGCAAUGAGAACGAGACUGAUGACCAGAACGGCAAUGGUGGGAGCCAGGGCAACGACCAGAACGGCAAUGGUGGGAGCCAGGGCACCGGCCAGAGUGGCAAUGGCCAGAGUGGCAACGGUGGGAGCCAGGGCAACCGCCAGAGUGGCAAUGGCCAGAGCACUAACAGCGUGAGCCAGGGCAAUGGCCAGAGUGGCAACGGUGGGAGCCAGGGCAACCGCCAGAGUGGCAACGGCCAGAGCACUAACAGCGUGAGCCAGGGCAAUGGCCAGAGUGGCAACGGUGGGAGCCAGGGCAACCGCCAGAGUGGCAAUGGCCAGAGCACUAACAGCGUGAGCCAGGGCAAUGGCCAGAGUGGCAACGGUGGGAGCCAGGGCAAUGGCCAGAGUGGCAACAGCAGGAGCCAGGGCACUGGCCACAGUGGCAACGGCCAGAGCACUAACAGCGGGAGCAGUGGCAACGGUGGGAGCCAGGGCAAUGGCCAGAAUGACAGCAAUGAGAACAAGACCGAUGAGCAGAGCACCAACGGUGGGAGCCAGGGCACCAGCCAGAGUGGCAACGGUGGGAGCCAGGGCAAUGGCCAGAGUGGUGCCAGCCAGAGCACCAACAGCGGGAGCCAGGGCAACGGCCAGAGUGACAACAGCGAAACCAAGACCAAGGGCCAGAACGAAGCAAGCAAGAACGAAGCCAAUAGCCAGGGUGGCAGGAACCAAGCUGAUGAGCAAAGUUCGUCGGGAGUUCAGAAAGGAUCAACACAAUUGGCUUCACCCUCGGCCGAAAGUAAAGCCACCUCCAAAGUGUCGCCGGAGAGUGGAGGCUUUCCAGAGGAUGGAGGUGACUCCCAGCAGGACGAGCGCGAGGUUAAACUGGGCGACAAGGUGGGAAAGAAGAGCGUUCCUGCUGCUCUUCCCAAGGCCAAGUCAGAGAGCAGCCACUUCUUUGCCUACCUGGUGACAACAGCUAUUAUCAUUGCUGUGUUAUACGUUGCGUAUCACAACAAACGAAAGAUCAUCGCUUUUGCCCUGGAAGGGAAAAGAUCAAAAGUUGUUCGAAGGCCCAAGUCUGGCGAUUAUCAGAGACUGGAUCAAAAGAUCUAGAUUCCUCUUAGGGAUGGUCUGUGCUCUGCUGUGUGGAAUAAAGAAUUUGGCUUGCAAUGAAAUUGCAAAAUGCUGGGAAACCCAUGGACUUCCUGGUUGUAGCGCUUUGAAUCCUAGCUGUGCUGCCGUGUUCAGAUCUGAGAGCUGGAAGAGGGGAAGAUGCUUUUAGUGUGGCACCUGCACCUUGGUAAUGUUAAACUUCUCACUUUCUUGAACUGUGUUUCUCCUUUCCCCAAGUGCAUGAAGAUGAACUAGUUUUCAGCUUUGGCUUCCGGUCUGUGACCCAAGAAAAGCCAGUUUCCAGCACUUGACAGAAUUUUUGUGUCCAAAUGAAGUGGAGUUUGCCAUCUACUGUACUGACGUCUCUUUUUUGGGGUGAAAAAACAAUCUACCUGCGAAAUGAGCCAUCUGAUUCUCCUUUCAGAGUUAUAGAGCUGUCUUUGUAACCAGCACGGUCUCAAUUGAGACAUAGACGCUUUCUCCUUCUGUCCAUUGUAUUUGGAUGCUAAAGUUCCUAACACGACUGAUUGCACUAGUUUGUAAAUUGUCUGCCAAGGACUCCGGUUUGAUAAUUUGUUUGGGUUUUGGGGUUUUUUUGUUUUUUGUUUUUUCUUUCCUCUGUAAUGAAGACGAUGUUAGUUGGCAUCUAGGUUCUCCCCGUGGUGCGCAUCUUUGGAAGCGCUGCAGCUGCCCUUUAGCCCUUUGGGUGCAGCUUAAGCUUCCUAACCUGCAUCUUGGAGGCUGGGCUCUGCGCGGGUCUUCUUCUGCACAAUCCCUAGAGUUCGUACAUUUGCACUAAAACCAGCAGCUGGCGUUUGAUGCUGUGAAAGAGGGCAAGGUAGGCAUCUUGAGUUUUGUGCCAAAUUGCUGUGGUGAAGUUGCAGCAGGCUUUGCCUUGAAAGAUCGCAGUGCUGUGCGUUGUAAAAUGUCAUUUGGGGCGGAUGAAACGGCUUCAGUGCUUGCGGUGGUUCCGCGCGCAGAAACGUCUCCUUUCUUUCGCGGGCUGCGCGUGAAAGGCCUUACAGCAUGCCUGGCAGGAUCUCUUUCUGCUCCUCCACGGCUCUGCGAUCCCCCUGCUUUGAGAAGUUUUACAUAGUUUGAACGUACGAAUAACCAGCUGCUUGUUGCUGAGCUGGUUAUUUUGGUAAUACUGUGGAGCACUUCAAGAUAUACCAGCACUAGCUAUAUUUAAGGCUGCAAAACGUGUUGAUUCAUUACUUGAAGCCGCAAUCCUGUUUGUAUUUUUGUAGUUCCACUCCAAAGAUGUUUGUCUGAGACAAGAUGUAUUGGAAGAGAGCGUAAAGUGCCUGCCCAGCUCAUUCUUUUGUUUUUUUUUUUUUUUUUUUUUUCCCAACACGGGCAGAAUAAAAUCGGUGUGAUGCAUUUGGGGUUCUUCGCACGGGUAACUGUCCCCGCCUGCCUCUCGUGCCACCUGUACACGAGUCACCUGCUCUGUGCACUUGUCAACUGACUGCGCAGGAAGAAUCCUGUCCUCCGGUGAGAGUUGCUGAGCAUUAACUUCCCUUCAGCUCGCUCCAAAGUGACUUGUGGCACGAGGCUGGCCUCUCUCUGGCCUUCUGGAGGUCAUGGGCGCUCGGUAACGGGUGCUAAAGGGAGUCACGUUUGAUAGAGAAGUUUCCUUGUCUAGAUGUGGAAGUAUCUCGCUCGUGGUUCGUUUCCUUGUAGGAGGGAAGAAUCAUAGGGAGAGGGGAAAAAAAAAGAGGCGGUUUCCGUGCAGGACUUGACACUCUCUUAAACUAAAACCUUUCUUUGACCAGCUGUUAGCAAACACAGAGGGAGAAUAGGAGAAAGUUGCCGGUUUUUAAUAGCUUUCAAGGUUCUCUUAAUUUCCCUUACUUUUCUGAUGCUAAAAGGACUUGCAAAAGCUCUUUUGGAGAGUGGGAGAGCGGGAGCGCGAAGUAGGGGGAAGAGAAAGGAGAGCAAGCCUGGGAACGUAGCUGUUGAGGGAAACACGCCUUCCAAAAAGGAUGGGAGCUCACGAAACGAGACGUCGCUGUUUUCGCAAUACCAAAUAAGUCUGAGACUGACUGUUGUACGGCUGAUUCCUUGGCAGGAUGUAGCGGUUUUAGCCUAAUGAUAGUGGUAGAGGGGGAGUGUUCAAAGAUGUGAAACACCAUGUGGUUUUGAGCUGCUCACUGCUGAAUCCUUAGAGUUUGUAUCUGCCGUUUUCCUGUUUGGUCCUGUUUUUAAAAUUGGAAAAUAGUUUUUGGAGGUUUAUUUCUAUCUUUUAUAUAUAUAUAUAUAUGUGUGUGUGUGUGUGUGUGUAUAUAUAUAUAUAUAUAUAAAAUAUAUAUAAUGUAUAUCCAGAGAGUUUUUUUGAGUGACUUCCAACCCUUUCCGUUUCCAAAUUGCGUCGGAAGUCCCGCCGCCGUUACUAGCGCAGUUAGCUGUUAACAGCCAGCCGGGUUUAGCAAGCUCUCAUGCUAGCAGGACCAUCGCGCCUCCGUCGUCGCGGCUGCUGCUCCGAGCCUCUCCGAUCACCCCGCCGAGCCGCGAGCUCCUUCGGCGGCUUAACGCGCGGGGGCCGGCAAAGGCGGCUUUCGCUGAGCUCUCCCGGGCAGGCGUUACUUGUGACGGCUCCAAGCGCGAGAGCGUUGGCGCGGUCCCCACCUGCGGAAGCGGCUCCCGAAAUGCCCCGAAACCUGGUUCCCCUGCUAAAGCCGAAAGGCUCCAACUAAUUCUCCUCUCAGCCGGCAGUUCCUGAGCACAGUUUAUUUCUGGCAACAGUUGCUAUAAUUGUCUGAACUAUGUGAAACUUCUGGGAAUGAUUUCUGUAUUUUGUUUUUUUUUUUUCUUUAACAGUAUUUAAUUUUAUGCAAUAUGUUUCAAACCAGCUGUAGUCUGUGUAACUUUUUCCCUUUGGGCACAACAUGUUUUCAAAUGGGUGGUAUCCAUCGGUACAUUUUUUUUCUUUUUUUUUCUUUUUUUUGCCAAACGUCACUCCUUUUAGGGUGGUUACCCGGCCAGUUUGAAUCUCCGAAUGGUUUGUUUCCUGCUGCAGUGAAAUGCAACUUGCUUUGAAGGAUCACAAUUUUUAUAUUUCUUUGUACUUUUCUUUUUUGUUGUUGUUCUUGUGUGGUGAAGUCAAUAAAUGGAUCUAAAACCCA